Triticum aestivum (bread wheat) is the source of this 917-nucleotide messenger RNA. RefSeq names its product nucleolin-like. The record is from RefSeq and is a predicted model, not a curated record. NCBI's taxonomy places the organism in Eukaryota, Viridiplantae, Streptophyta, Magnoliopsida, Poales, Poaceae. The transcript has a single exon. Bases 96 to 704 code for a protein of 202 amino acids.
GUCAACAUCCGCACCUACCCACCGAGAGAGAGAGAGAGAGAGGAAAUUUCUUUCCGGAUCAAGAGAUCGAGAAGCUAGGCGAGAUCUCACUCGCCAUGGUGGCCGAGCUCGGCCCGGGCAGGUUCUACGGCGGCGGGCUCCCGCGGCCGCGCGUGUUCCCCGGCGGCGACCGCGCCGACCCGCCGGCGCUCCUCUCCUGGGCGCGCGAGGCGCAGUGGUCCACGGGCGCGCGAGGCGGCAGGCGCCUCCGCCUCCAGGGCCGCAUCGAGGGCAGCCUCGGCAGGCUCCGCCGCGCCGACGCGCUCGGCUCCGACGACGACGCCUCGGACAAGGACGAGGAGGAUGGGGGCGUCGCUGCCCAGGAGCGCGAGGCCGUCGACGAUAAGGAGGAGGAGGAGGAGGAGUCCGGGGAGUCGGACGAGGACGAGGAGGAGUCCGGCAAGUCGGAGGAGGACGAGGAGUCCGGCGAGUCAGAGGAGGACGAGGAGGAGGAGGUAGCGCUCGUGACUCCGGCAAGGGGGCUGCUGAGGAAGAAGGCUGUCGCCGCGGCUUCUGCUCCUUCCGCCAAUGCACCGGCGAAGGCGUCCCCAAAGAGGAAGGCCGCGGCGGCUGGGGUAACGGCGGCGACGCCACCGACGAGGAAGAGGAAGGCUGCCGAGGCACGGGCGGCAGGGAGGACCACCUCCCCGAGGGCAAAGCGCUGAUGGUCCACUUCUUUGAUUAUGUGCAUAGCGAUUGAGGCGUGAUCUUGGAGAUGCAGCAUGCUUUGUGUUUGUUGAAAUGCUGGAAGGAGGUCUGUUGUCAGUGCUCCUAUAUCUGAAUCAAAUCUCUCCGGAAACAUAUUACUAGUCCCUGUACUGUACUGAUAUCUGAAAAUGUUUGAUGCUGUUUAUUACACCUUUUUUGGUCAGUUGAAG